Molecule: messenger RNA, 507 nt
Organism: Verticillium nonalfalfae
Lineage: Eukaryota; Fungi; Ascomycota; Sordariomycetes; Glomerellales; Plectosphaerellaceae
Exons: 4
Coding region: 1-507 (168 amino acids)
Molecular function (GO): protein binding
Source: RefSeq, a predicted model, not a curated record
AUGGAUGUCUUUCUCUCUCGGGGCGCCGAUAUCAACCUUAAGAACCUCAAUGGACAGAAUGUUCUUCAUUUCAUCGCCUCGAAGAACAACCUCGACUUAGCCAAGCGUCUGCUAGCCUUGAAAACUCCAGUUUCUGCACGAGUGCGCGACAAGAGAGGCCAAUAUGCAAUCCACAGAGCGUCAGCUGUCGGUUCGGUGCCGAUGGUUAACUUGUUGCUUAAGCAUAAAAGCCCAUUGGAUGCCACAGAUAACUUUGGCUACACUGCCCUUCACCAUGCUAUAGCCGAGGGGCAUGGCGAUACAGCUGUCGCCCUGCUGAAAGCUGGGGCAGACGUUAGCAAACGCGACAUGGAAGGAAACCUCGCACUCGAUCUAGCGCCGGACAACGAGGUCUGCACCCUCAUAUCAAGACCCAAUCUAUGCCGCCUCCUUCAUCUAACCUACUCACAGGUUCGUUACUACAUUGAGCGUUUUGCUGAAGCUGAAGGGAUCGAGCUUCUGAAGUAA